CUCCUCGGAAAUAAAAUCUCACUUCUAACUUCCGUUGCUGUUCUGGUGCAGCAGACCGACCUACAUCGUACGCUGCACUGUCCCAGCUGCUUUUAAGUUGAGGAUUUAUUUAUAUUGCAAGGUCAAAUGUGAGGUAAAAGCAGAGGCACACAGCUUCCUCCGGCCACACCAGCCAUGGAGGGACUUUACUUUGAAGUGAAACCCAGAAGAGAUCAAACCCCCAGGCCAGGAAGCUCAAACAAACCUCGUCCUAGUUUAACUUCAAACCACCGCUCGUGUCCGUCGCUUCCACAUCUCACCUCUUCCACACCGCGUCCUGAGAAACUCACUUCUGCUAGGAAGUGGGGGGCAAAGGUGGAUGAAGAAGGAGAGGAAGAUGAGGAGGUACGAUACAAACUGACACUGAUUGGUUCUCUGCCAGUCCACCACCUGACCACUAUGGCCAUGCUGCCCUGGGUGGUGGCUGAGAUAAGCAGGGCUCAGCCUGCAGAGAAGGAACUGGGUGCUGGGUGGUGUGGAGGGUCCAGAGGUGGACAGCUGGACCCUUCUACCUGUAAUCAGACAGUUUUUCUUUGCGUGUCGACAUCAAGGGUGCGAUGUGCGUCCGUACUGGGAGAAGGAGUUGUCUGGGACCCUCUGACACACACACUGCUGUUUGAAUGUCGUCCCCACCAGGUUACGAAGCUAAUUCGCAACAGCCAGGAGCCCAGCAGCUUCGGGUGCCUGGUCAGAGACACACCAAACUGUGCCUGCUAUGUCUUCCAGUGCCAGGACAGCACCAAGGUGCCACAACUCAACAGGAGAUCUGAAGCGCCUUGACUCCUCUCUCGCCCUUUCUCCCUCCUCCUCCUCUUUACCCGGUGACGCCCAGCCACAGGGCUUCCGCAGACGGGCCAGCACCUUCAGCCACCCCCCAACCCCUUCCUCAGCAGAGUACUCACCGGUUCACACGCUAACUCAAACACCACAGGACCCUACUGCAGCUACCAAGCCAAAGCUCGUACGACACUACUCCGUCAGCACCGACACUCCACACCAGAGCAAAAAUGUCCCAACUGACUCCACCCUUCCACCUGUUCCUCCUUGCCCUUCAUCUCCCUCUCCUCUCCUCCCUCAUCAUCCUUCCUCACCUUCUUCUGGAGCCCGGUUCAAUAAAAGAAGUCCUUUGGGUGGUUUGCGUGCUCGUCUCCACUCCUCCUCCUCUGUCCCUAAUUUUCUGAAAUUUCAAUUUCUGGCCCCUGUCCAUGAAAACGAUUGUCCUGAGCCAAGGAGCAGUGAUGUAGCAGCUCUGUCCACACAAAGUGCAGCAUGUUGGGUAGGGGAAAGUCCUCUGCGCAGCCACCGCCACUCGUGGAGGCAGCAGAUCUUCCUACGUGUGGCUACACCUCAGAAGAACACAGAAGCCAAUGAGCGGGGGGACCCCUGUCUAGAGGGGGGUCGAGUGUGUGUGGGCCAGGUGGGAGCUGGUGGAAGUGGGGACUCAUCCAUAAGGGUGGUGCCUGAGGAGAGGACGAAAAGGAGUAAAGAGGAGCUGAGGGAGCUCUGGAGGAAGGCCAUACUGCAGCAGAUCCUCCUGCAGAGGAUGGAGAUGGAGAACCAGAAACUACAGGCCUCAGAGAGCGAUCUGCAGAACAAGCGUCUGAAGCUGGACUAUGAGGAAAUCACUCCGUGUCUGAAGGAGGUCACUCUGGUCUGGGAGAAGAUGUUGGGAACUCCUGGAAGGGCAAAGGUCAAAUUUGACACAGAGACCAUACAUGCGGCUGUUGCACAAGGUGUCCCGAGGCAGCAUCGAGGAGAGAUCUGGAAGUUUCUCUCUGAACAGUUUCUGCUCAGGCAGGCAGUCCCCUCCCGACCCCCUUCCAACGACGCUCCGUACAAAGAGCUGCUGAAACAGCUCACCUCACAGCAACACGCCAUUCUCAUCGAUCUGGGUCGCACUUUUCCCACUCAUCCAUACUUCCAAGCCCAGCUGGGGGCAGGACAACUGUCACUGUAUAAUAUACUGAAAGCCUACUCCCUGCUGGACCCUGAGGUGGGCUACUGCCAGGGCCUGUCCUUCAUUGCUGGAGUGCUGCUGUUACACAUGGGGGAAGAGGACGCCUUCAACAUGCUCAAAUUUCUAAUGUAUGACGUGGGGCUCCGCAAACAGUACAGGCCAGACAUGAUUAUCCUGCAGAUUCAGAUGUACCAGUUGUCGCGGCUGCUUCACGACUACCACAGGGAUCUUUACAGCCACCUAGAGCAGCAGGAGAUCGGGCCCAGCUUAUACGCCACCCCCUGGUUUCUCACUGCCUUCGCCUCACACUUCCCCCUCGGCUUUGUGGCCAGAGUCUUCGAUAUGUUGUUCCUGCAGGGGUCUGAGGUCAUCUUUAAAGUGGCCUUGAGCCUCCUGGGAAGCCACAAGCCCCUGAUCCUGCAGCAUGAGAGCCUGGAGUCCAUAGUGGACUUCAUCAAGACCACACUGCCCAACCUGGGCCUGGUGCAGAUGGAGAAAACCAUCAACCAGGUUUGUGAGAUGGAUAUGUCCAAGCAGCUCCAGGCCUAUGAGGUGGAGUACCACGUGUUGCAGGAUGAACUGCUGGACAUGCCCCCAAACCUCAACCAACACCAGCGAGCUGCACAGCUGGAGAGGACCAAUCAGAGCCUCCGACAGCAGAACCUCGACCUGCUUGAGGAGCUGCAGGUGUCACAUGCUCGCGUCUGCAGCCUGGAGAGCCGAGUGGAGGCUUUGGCCCAGUCGGAGGGGCAGUUGAGGGAGCAGGUUUCCGCACUGGAGGAGGAGAAGAAACAGCUAGCGAGCACCGUCACACGCCUCCAGGACCUCCUCACCAGCCUCGGCAUACAAACUACCCCUGAUGGACUCACACUCCCCGCAGCAACAGCAAAGGUGGAGGGGCUGGUGAACAGGACUGGACACUCCCUUCCCCACCCUUUGGCUCUGCCAGAAGGUUCAUAAACGCACCUAAUUAUCUUCCAAAUGAAAAGGUUGAGCGGAGGAGGAGUCGGGUUGUGGAGGGCCCAGGACAAGAAGGUGAAGUAAGACGUUGGGACGCCUCCCUACCUCGACCUAGCCGAGCUUGUGAAUGUUUUAAUAAAAAGUGGAAAAUACCGAGAUAGUUGGACCUAAAACAGAGAGGAGAAUAAUGGAAAUAUAACAAAAAUGGGGAUGAGGUUAAAAGAGAAAGAAAAAUAAAGGAAUGCCCCCCUUUGAGUAUUAUCCUAAAAUGCAGAGUGCUCUCUUCCCGCUCUCUAACAAAUAUAAACAAACAUGUGAUCUGACCAACAAUCCCCAAACAUAGCACUGUCCCACUGGGACUCUACUGUAAAAACUGAACAGUUACAUUUGCACCUGUACUUGUAUGUUUGUGUCUUUGAAUGUCUGUGAGUGUCUUUACUCGUGUGUUUUCUGCUCUUGCGACAGGGUUUGUGUGGAUGAAACAAGGCUAAAACAGCCAAAGAAUGUCCUUUAUAUAUGUAUUAAAAAAAAAAGCUCGAACAAAGAACAUGUUAUUGAUCAGGCUUACACACAGUAAGUGAGUAAUACAAAGAUGAAAUGUUUCCAAAGAACAAAUCAGAGAAGUGUGACAACAAAAUGAGAUGAAGCGACGGGUGAAGAAAUAAACUUCAUGACAAAGUACAUUUUUGUUUUGUUUUUCUAUUUUAAAAGUUGAAUAUGACAUAAGCUAAAUUAUAUUAGAUCUCAGAAGGUGGUGCUUAUAUUCAGUGGUCAGGGGUGAACUAUUUUAAAUUUCUCCUUCGUAUUUCUAGUCUUCCACGUUUUUUUGCUUCCUGAUCCUUUACGUUUCAAACUUAAUUUAGUUAGCAGGAAGAGUGACACAGUAAAUCCAGCCCAUUUCACAUCCUGUUUUUUCACCUUUGAGUACAAGUCGAUCUAUCUGUGUAGAAAGGGAAAUAGAAGCAGAAAACCUUAAAACAGUAUACCUUUCAAGUGAGGGGAAGUACAGAGUUUUACAGAUCAGUUAUUUUAAAAUACUGCAAAAUACACUCAAGUCUGAAACUUCAAAUAAGAAACCUCUGCUGCUGAGACAAUCUGUCAGCUAUGAGUCAUUUACUGUAUUCAACACACUGAAUUCCUUCAACCCGAGUUGCAGCUCGGUGUGUAUGUUAAUGUCUAAAUGUGUGUCUGUGUGCUUGUGCACUUCACUGAUGGCAACAAAUCUGUUGAUUUACACUGUAAAGAUAUUUUGCUUUUACUCCAGACUCUCCUUGCACAUGUGUGUUGUUUUAAUUGAUUAUUGCUAUUAUUGUUCUGUACUUUACAAUACAUUUCAUACCCUUUCAGCACCUCUGAA
Messenger RNA from Morone saxatilis (striped sea-bass), 4313 nucleotides. RefSeq names its product TBC1 (tre-2/USP6, BUB2, cdc16) domain family, member 1 (gene tbc1d1). The record is from RefSeq and is a predicted model, not a curated record. Lineage: Eukaryota; Metazoa; Chordata; Actinopteri; Moronidae.